CGAACUCCUCCACUUCCAUCGAUCCCCUAACCGCCCUCCCGAUUUCUAAUCGCUCGUAAAAAAAAAAGGCGCACUUCGUUUUCCCCGCGCGGUUUUCUCUCUAUACAAAUCCCCCUCAUCCCCCUCCACAACAUCCAUGGCGGACAAGGAGAACUGCGCCCCUCACCUCACCUCCUUCACCGCCGCCUCCAAGAGAGUCGCCGCCUUCGCCUAUGAUGCCGAUCCUCACCGCGCAACCAAAAAGAUACGCGUCGAGCUGGUCGAUCUUCCCUUCCUCUCCAACGCCGCCCCUCUCCUUAUACCCAGUCCUCCCACCCCGCCGCUUCACAGGCCCAAUUUGCAGCAUCGGAGUAGGGAGGCGCAGGGCUCUGUUAUCGCUCCGACGGUUAAUUCAUACUCGUCAGAACCGGGUUCCAGAAUCGAUGAGCCUUAUGCUUCGGACAUCUAUCGCUACCUCAGAUCUAAGGAGGUCGAUGCCAAGAACAGGCCAGUGGCAAACUACAUGGCGACAGUUCAGAAGGACAUCGACGUCAAUAUGAGGGCGGUUCUGGUGGAUUGGCUCGUUGAAGUAGCAGAGGAAUACAAGCUGCUAUCUGAAACCGUUUACCUCUCUGUCUCGUACAUUGAUCGAUUCCUCUCUUUCAACGCCAUCAAAAAGCCGAAUCUGCAGCUCCUUGGCGUGACCUCCAUGCUCAUUGCCUCGAAGUAUGAAGAGGUCGAUCAGCCCACUGUCGAAGAGUUUUGUUACAUCACGGAUAAUGCUUACACGUCGGAACAAGUUGUGAAACUGGAGAGCGACAUUCUAAAUUUUCUCAAGUUUGAGUUGGGAAAUCCUACCAUCAACACUUUCUUGAGGAUAUUUUCUCAGGCUGGUCGGGAAGAUGAAAAAUAUCCACCUCUGAAGCUAGAGUUCUUGAGUUGUUUCCUUGCUGAAUUGAGUUUGUUGGAUUAUGGAUGCCUCCAAUUUUUGCCAUCUCUAGUUGCUGCUUCAGUUGUCUUUGUUUCUAGAUACACUAUUGAUGUAGAAAGACAUCCUUGGAGCAAGAAAUUAAUUGAGUGCACUGGCUAUAAUGGAGUUGAACUGAAAGAUUGUGUCCAUGCUCUACUUGAUCUGCAACUGAAAAACAAAGCUCCUGGCUUGGUUGCUAUCAGAGAUAAAUACAAUCAACACAGAGUAAGUUUAUCUAAUGAGGCAAAAGUGUAUCAAUGCAGCUGUUGUGGUUACCAUAAGCCUUAUGUUUUAACUUGUGUUAUUUUUCAGUUCAAGUGUGUGUCUUCAUUGGUUCCUUCUGCUGAUGUGCCUGCAAUCUACUUUGAGGAGCCCAAGGAAUAA
Molecule: messenger RNA, 1333 nt
Organism: Zingiber officinale
Lineage: Eukaryota; Viridiplantae; Streptophyta; Magnoliopsida; Zingiberales; Zingiberaceae
Product: cyclin-A3-1-like
Exons: 6
Coding region: 137-1333 (398 amino acids)
Biological process (GO): regulation of cyclin-dependent protein serine/threonine kinase activity; mitotic cell cycle phase transition
Cellular component (GO): cyclin-dependent protein kinase holoenzyme complex; nucleus; cytoplasm
Molecular function (GO): cyclin-dependent protein serine/threonine kinase regulator activity
Source: RefSeq, a predicted model, not a curated record